AUGCCUAUGGCUGCCAUUGGGUCCUUGCUUGACACGGACAUGUAUAAGUUAACUAUGCAUGCUGCCGUGGUGCGAAACUUCCCAGAUGUAGAGACUGUAUAUAAGUACACGAAUAGAUCGCCACAAAUGACGUUCAACAAAGAAGCCAUUUCGUGGCUUCAAUGUGAAAUUGAGCAUCUGGGCGAUUUGAGAUUCACGGAGGACGAAAUCAGCUAUUUGAGGGAGGCAAUCCCAUUUUUACCUGAAGACUAUUUAGAAUACCUGUCCAGUGGACAGGUCUUGUUGCGUCCCAAUGAGCAGAUCCAAAUAUCCACUGAGCCUGCAGAAAAUGAAGGUAAAUUUCAUUUAAGGUUGCAGGUUCGUGGUCUUUGGAAGGAUACGAUCCUUUACGAAAUUCCGCUUUUGGCACUCAUUUCGGAAGCUUAUUUCAAGUUUGUCGAUACCGAUUGGAAGUACGACAACCAAACGGAAAGAGCUCGCCAAAAGACUCUCGAACUCAUUAGACAUGGUAUCAAUUUCAGCGAAUUUGGCAGCAGAAGGAGAAGAUCUAGAAAAACGCAUGACCUGGUGAUGACUGGGAUUAUGCAGGCUGUUUGCGAAAGCGACGAAAGUGGCCGUAAAUGUUUUGCCGGAACCUCCAACGUUUUCUUCGCAAAAAAAUAUGGUGUCAAGCCGAUCGGUACUGUCGCCCACGAAUGGAUGAUGGGUAUUGCGUCCUUGACCAUGGAUUUCGUCAAUGCCAAUAAAGACGCGAUGGACUACUGGGUAAACACUUUUGGAGGUGAGAAUGCUGGCCUUGCUUUAACCGACACUUUUGGGACCGACAACUUUCUGAAAUCAUUGAAGCCUCCAUAUUCUGAUUACUAUGUUGGUGUCAGGCAAGAUUCCGGGGAUCCAGAAGAGUACACCAAAAAAAUUGCGGAUCACUACACGAAAGAGUUGAAAUACCCUCCGUUUUCGAAAGUAAUUUGUUAUUCGGACUCUCUGAAUCCUGAAAGGGCGAUCGAGUUGGCGGCGAUGGCUCACAAGUAUGGCCUUAAAGCUACUUUUGGAAUUGGUACCAAUUUUACAAACGAUUUUAACAGCGUUAAAAACCCAUCUCAAAAGAGCGAACCUCUCAACAUUGUUAUCAAGCUAUUAGAGGUUAACGGAAACCCUGCGAUUAAGAUUUCAGAUAAUUUAGGCAAGAACAUGGGGGACCCUGAGACCGUCCGGAAAGUGAAAGAACAACUUGGUUAUACAGAACGAGCUUGGGCAGGCGAUAACGAGGCUCACAGAUGGACUUCCUGA
Lachancea lanzarotensis is the source of this 1290-nucleotide messenger RNA. It is a transcript of the gene NPT1, whose product is annotated as LALA0S10e01970g1_1. Gene Ontology annotation, biological process: NAD+ biosynthetic process. The coding region runs from base 1 to 1290 and encodes 429 amino acids. NCBI's taxonomy places the organism in Eukaryota, Fungi, Ascomycota, Saccharomycetes, Saccharomycetales, Saccharomycetaceae. The transcript has a single exon. The record is from RefSeq and is a predicted model, not a curated record. Gene Ontology annotation, molecular function: nicotinate phosphoribosyltransferase activity.